AAACUUGUAGAUAAUCUUGUAACAGUAUUUGAAAUGGAUAACCCCCUAUUCUACCAAUUAUUUCAAAAAUAUACACUCACAGAAUUGCAUCAGGAAGGACUUAAUCGGCUAAUUGCUUGUUAUCCAGAUGGAAGAACAAUAAGACUUGUAAGAACGAAACUCAAAGAUUAUGAUAAAAAAAGCUCAAGAAAUGAGGUCGAAAAGGAAAUUAUACAACCAGUAGCAGAGAAUUCAAACGAAGAACCACCUACCACUGAACCACAACCUAAACGAAGAAAAACGACAGGUACCAAACACAGAACGACCAAUGAUGAAAUAACAAUCCUUUCUAUAUUGAAAAUACAUAAAAAUAACCUUCUGAAUAAAGCCAUUGCUUCCGUUCGUGAGAAAUUGUCAGAAGUUUGGACCAUAAAGAAG
Molecule: messenger RNA, 417 nt
Organism: Dentiscutata erythropus
Lineage: Eukaryota; Fungi; Glomeromycota; Glomeromycetes; Diversisporales; Gigasporaceae
Source: the annotation of a GenBank genome assembly